UACACAAACUUGAAAGUGAAACGUCCUAACUUUUUGUGAUUCUCUUUCCUAACCUACUAUUUGUAAAAUUAGUUGUAUUAAAUAAAAAACAGUAACAAAAUAUUAAAGUACCAGUUCUUCAUUUUGUCUAAAUUUCAAAAUGUCUAAAGUUACAUUCAAGAUUACGCUUACUUCAGAUCCGAAGCUGCCUUUUAAAGUACUUAGUGUACCAGAGGCAACACCAUUCACAGCUGUGCUAAAAUUUGCAGCAGAAGAAUUCAGAGUGGAGCCUGCAACUAGUGCAAUUAUAACUGAUGAUGGAAUUGGAAUAAAUCCUCAACAGAGUGCUGGUAAUAUUUUCCUAAAACAUGGUUCGGAGCUCAGAUUGAUACCCAGGGAUAGAGUGGGUCUCUCUUCAUAAUGUAUUCUUACAUUCCACAUUAAUUAGACUAAGUCAUAUUAUUGAAACCUGACAUUUGAAAUCUAUUCUUCUAAAUUUUUAAAAAGUAUGGUGUAUAUUCUAUACUAUUGCUAUCAAGUUAUUUGUUCACAAAUAUUUCCUUUGUUAUGUAU
This is a messenger RNA of Pieris rapae (cabbage white), 552 nucleotides long. RefSeq names its product ubiquitin-fold modifier 1 (gene Ufm1). Gene Ontology annotation, cellular component: nucleus; cytoplasm. NCBI's taxonomy places the organism in Eukaryota, Metazoa, Arthropoda, Insecta, Lepidoptera, Pieridae. Bases 140 to 400 code for a protein of 86 amino acids. The record is from RefSeq and is a predicted model, not a curated record. Gene Ontology annotation, biological process: protein K69-linked ufmylation. The transcript has 4 exons.